GUUGGCGCUGCGCUUUGGGCGUUUUCCAGCACCUACAGCAACUAUCAACGAAGAGUUAAUUUUUUCUGGCCUGGCGAUAAAAUGAUGGAACUGCACUCUAAUGACGUUGAUCUGGAGGAUGGAGAGCUGUCAAAUAGCGACGAUGAUGGCGUUUAUACGCCGUUGCAGCGUCCCGCAGGUGCCGAAAAAGUUACCAGCCCCCUCACCACCUGCCACCAGAUUCAGACUGCGCUAGAGGAUGAAUCCCAGACCAAUAGUGACUCCUCCUCCGCAGAGUCCUCUGAGGAUGGAUGUAUCAAGAAGAUACGCACGGACUCCACCGGAGGCGGCAGUCACAAAAAGCGGAAAAAGCGGAUCCAGCGGACGGUAAUGCGGCGAGUGCCGCCCACGGACGCAGAGAUGCAGCCCAAUCGUGCUCGCUUUAAAAAGUACAAUGUUUGGACGGCAGCGUUGCAGGAAGAUGCUCUUAGCGAGAAUAUGCGUGGGUGCGACGUCACAAGGAGCGGCCGGGAUCGGAAUGUGGAGAACUACGACUUCUCCCUGCGGUUUCGGCUCAACGGGGAGAACACUCUGAAGCGCCGGCUUUCUAACUCAUCGGACGACGGUGGGGAAUCAUCGCAUCCGGCUCACAAGCGGGGACGACGCUCUAGUCGCCCCACGCAGGAGUAUCCACAACGCGGGGCGGUAAAAAGCCGCCUAGGCCACAGAUCACGGCGCGGCACAUCUUCUGCCAGCGGAUCUUCGGACUCUUGCGAGCCGAGGCACAUCCUAGAUCUAAAAGAUGUGGCCGGACGUGAUCCCUCGGAUGUGGCCACUGAGAUGGCUAGCAAACUGUACGAGGAAAAAGAUGAAUUGCUGGUUCGGGUGGUGGAAGUACUGGGCAUGGAUUUGCCUUUGGAACUAUAUAAAGAGACUCAACGCAUCGAAGCCGAUGGCGGCAUGAUGAUCAAAAAUGGCAACCGGAGACGUACACCAGGCGGUGUAUUUCUUUUUCUGCUAAAACACCACAACAGCAUCUCACAGGAGCAGCAAAAGUCAAUUUUCAACGAAGACCGUCAAAGCCUGAACAAGUCGCGAAAGCAGAUUGAAACCCUAUUGCGAGACCGGAAAGUGGAGGAGCUGAAGAAGUGCCUGAGCAAACAGAGCACCGAGCUGCCUACGUUAAGCCAACGGAAGGAACACUAUAUGCAGGGCGACGAGCUGAGCCCCGAGAGCCAGCCCGGCAAUUUGUCGAAUCCACCGCCUUCGCCUGUCGGAGCUGGACAAGAGCAGGACAGCCCCGAGUAUAAGACCCACGAGAUUAAUAUUAACCUCGUGGACAACUCAGAUUUACCCUCCACAUCGAAGGCUGCGGCAGCGGUUCACGGAGCCGUGGAACAAAAGGAGCUAAUAAGCUACGACGAUGACUUUCUGGAUGUAAAUUGCGGGGAGAUGGACUUCUUCUAGGCCAACGCCAAGCGCUGGGCCCCCUUUUAUACCACAAACACACACAUAGUUAGACCCAUAUUUGUACAAUUAAAUAAAUACCUAGCGAAUUAGGAUUCUGAUAAUGUAA
Drosophila serrata is the source of this 1555-nucleotide messenger RNA. It is a transcript of the gene Phax, whose product is annotated as phosphorylated adaptor for RNA export. The record is from RefSeq and is a predicted model, not a curated record. Gene Ontology annotation, cellular component: nucleus. NCBI's taxonomy places the organism in Eukaryota, Metazoa, Arthropoda, Insecta, Diptera, Drosophilidae. Gene Ontology annotation, biological process: snRNA export from nucleus.